Mandrillus leucophaeus (drill) is the source of this 3372-nucleotide messenger RNA. It is a transcript of the gene DTHD1, whose product is annotated as death domain containing 1. Gene Ontology annotation, biological process: signal transduction. The record is from RefSeq and is a predicted model, not a curated record. NCBI's taxonomy places the organism in Eukaryota, Metazoa, Chordata, Mammalia, Primates, Cercopithecidae. Bases 35 to 2410 code for a protein of 791 amino acids. The transcript has 9 exons. Gene Ontology annotation, molecular function: protein binding.
CACUGCUGCACUUCUAAAGAAAGAAGAAAAGGAGAUGUGUAAUUUAUGCGGCAUGCAUGAUGAAUGUACUCCACAGCAGACAAUGUCCUCCAUUCAAGAUACCAAAGCAGCAGACAUUGCUGCAAGAGGGGAACGAAAUGUCAUAGAAACAGUUACUGUUUCUCCCACAAAUGGAGAGGACAGUCAUUACACAAACCAGGUCCAGUUAGAAAAAAAUAAAACACAUAUGAGUUCAGCAUUAGUGGAAAAAGAAAACAAUACAUCACUAAAAGGAUGUGUACUGGGGCAAGAAGAGUCACAGAACAAAAUGUUCCCAGAUAAUGCAGAAAAUGAAGAUGAUAAACAAAUGGAACACAUGACUGUUGAGAACAUAAACGGCAACAGGAAAGAGAUUCAUGGCAUAAUCCAGACAACAGAGAGAGAAAUUCAAGAAACCUCAGAAAGCCCAAGAGAAGAGAUGACCACGUCCUCAAUAAUAUGUGAUAUCUCCAAGAAAUAUAUAAAUAGUACUCUUCCCAAUGAUUCAGAGAAUAUAAAGCACAAGAAUAACAUAAUGGAAAAGGAGUAUCUUGAUGUGCUGAGUGAUGAUACUGACCCCCAAGUGUCUUGUUAUAUUACAGCACCAUCAUAUGUUCUACAACAACUGGAAUGCCGGAUAAUAAAUAACAUGAGUUCUUUAAUAGUGGGUGAUAAUGAAGAGUUAGUUAGCAACGUCGUAACUAUUGAAUGCUCAGAUAAGGAAAAGAGAAUUCCAUUUCCAAUAGGCAUUGCAAUUCCAUUUACUGCACGUUACAGAGGAAAUUACAGAGAUAUCAUGGUGAAAGUGUGUGACACAAACCUUCAAUCAAGUUACCUAAACCCAAAUUCACUGGAAGGAAUGAAGGGAGGUUAUAAGGGGACUUGUGCUUCAGUAAAAGUUUACAAAUUGGGUGUCUUUUCUGUUGUGUCUUGUUUAAAGAAAGAGUCAUUCACAGUAACAAAGAAAGGCCUCACUCUUAAGUCAAGCAUGGAUUCCCGAAUAUCCUUAAGUUACCCUCCAGGAGUUUUUACCUCUCCAGUACUUGUGCAGUUAAAGAUCCAACCAGUUGACCCAGCUCUGGUGGCACAUUUAAAAGCACAGCAAGAUACUUUCUACUCAGUCCAAUCUACAAGCCCUCUGAUUCACAUUCAGCACCCAUCAACUUAUCCUUUUCAGAAGCCAGUGACUGUAUUUUUACCUUGUUCUCCAUACCUUGAUAAAAACAAUCUUGAUUCUGAGAUAGAUCAUAAAAGACGAGCAAGUGCCACAAUAAAUAGGAUUACAUCUUCAUAUUUCAGCUGGACAAAAAGUGCCUCCAUAAGAAAACCUGGGAAAAAUGCCAGUGAAUGUUUGAAAUUACUGGGAUUCAGAAGCCAAGACAGUGGUUGGUGUGAGCUUUAUGAUGUUGUUGUGAAAACCAUACAGAGUGGGUUGAUAUCAGUUGAACUGAAUGAACAUUUGCAGAGGUUUAUUGUACUUCACCUCUCUUCCACCAUGGACAAUAGUCAUUUGGUUACUUUUGUGAAAUCUUUAGAGGAAGCCAUGCUCAGCACCACUGCCUGCAUAGUGCUGUCUCACCAGAAGGACAAUCCACAUAGAAUAGCUGUUUUAGUGGUGCCUUCCAAAGAUUUAAGCCAGGCGCUUAAGAACCUGCGCUUGGAAGGGUUUGGGGGACCUCCAGAGCCAUCUCGUCAUUUCCAAGUUCGAGAAGGAGAACAACUUCUUUUAAGAUUUACUGGAAACAUAUUUGCUUCAAGUAAUGGGAAAGAUUAUGGAAAAGACUACACACUUAUUUUUCACUUGCAAAGAAAACCUAGGCUGGAACUCCAAAUCAAAGAAGUGGACGAAUUUGGAAACUAUAGCUGCCCUCAUUAUAAAGGCACCAUUGUCGUUUAUAAAGUACCUAAAGGAAAGAUAGUCCCCAACUUGAAUCAAUCUCUCGUAAUUAAUGAAAACCAUUCUCAGUUGCCAAUUUGCAAAUUACCAUUGAAAUUGCCAAAGCAUAAGAAAUUAAUCAACCGUCCACAGAGUACCCAAAGAGUUUCUAAGGAUCCUGUAGAAGCCCUUUGGGAUAACUUGCUCCAUUGGUUGGCUGAGGAGCUCUCAGAAGAAAAUGCUGAGUCUCUUUCGUCAACUCUCCCUCUGCACCGUAGCACCAUUCAGCUCAUCAAACUCAAGAACCCUAAUGAUCUCACAGAACAGAUCCACGAGUUUCUUUGCUUCUGGAAAAAAUCACUUCCAACUUUCACUGACAAACUUCGCCUCCUGGCUCGACAUCUCCGCAAGAUUGGCAGGAGCGAUCUUGCAGAAGAGCUCAAAUUCAAGUGGGAAAAUAAGGUGUUCACUGAACCACAGCAGUGGUUUGAUGGGUUUGAUGUAGCAGCCAAGUAAAAGCCUGAUCACUCUUCCUUUACCCCUAGGAAAAGGCACAUGGUGGGUUUUUAAGACUGUUUCUGUUAACAUUUUCCUAGCAGUUUCCAAAUGAUAUUAUUUGAAGUCAGUCUAUUUAAUGAUGUGCUAUUGAGAAAUCAGAUGAGACAAAGGGAGAAGCACAGAUCAGACAAUAGAAAGCAUUCCUGGGUGUGAGCGCUCCUCUCUGGUUGAGUGAUUAUGUUUUGCAAUCAUGAGUGUCUUCAGUUUGGCCUCACUUAAUAGCAUUUGCAAUUGAGUUUGACUUGUUCACAUUUUAAAAGCUGAGUGUGAAGAAAAGAUCUGAUAUAUGUAAUUACUUAUUAAUUUGCUAUCUACAUAAAAUUAAACUGGUUUUCCAUGAUUUCAAGUGUGAACUCAAAAAUAUCUGAGACAGUUCUCAAUCAAUUCAGAAAGAUUAUUUUGCCAAGGUUAGGGACACAGCCUCAGAAGAUCCUGAUGACAUAUACUCAAGGUGGUCGGGGUAGAGCUUGCUUUUAUGCAUUUUAAGGAGUUAUAAUACAUCAAUCAAUACAUGUAUGAUAUACAUUGGCUCAAUCUGGAAAGAUAGGACAACUCAAAGCGAGGGCUUCCAGGUCAUAGGUAGAUUUAAAGAUUCUUGAUUGGCAUUGAUUGAAACAGUUAUUAUCUAAAGACCUGGAAUCAACAGGAAGGAAAUGCCUGGGUUAUGAUAAGGAGUUAUGGAGACCAAAGUUUUAUAAUGCUUAUGAAGCCUCCAGGUAGCAGGCUUUAGGGAGAAUAGAUUGUAAAUAUUUCUUAUCAGUCCUAAGGUCUGUUGAUGUUUAUGCUGGUCAGCUUUUCCUGAAUUCCAAAAGAGAGGAGGGCAUUAUGAGGCAUGUCCAACCUCCCCUUCCCAUCAUGGCCUGAACUAGUUUUUCAGGAUAACUUUGGAAUGCCCUUGGCUGAGAGGAGGAGCUUGUUCA